Fonsecaea nubica is the source of this 804-nucleotide messenger RNA. RefSeq lists its product as hypothetical. Bases 1 to 804 code for a protein of 267 amino acids. The transcript is spliced from 2 exons. The record is from RefSeq and is a predicted model, not a curated record. Lineage: Eukaryota; Fungi; Ascomycota; Eurotiomycetes; Chaetothyriales; Herpotrichiellaceae.
AUGGACAGCAUGGACUUCGCUACAAUCCCUGCGGUACCUCAGGGUGGAUACCCGUUCGCCAUACCUUUCUUCCUCCACAUCCAGCACGUUCAGUAUCAAGAACCUGACCAUCAAGCGCCCCAUAUCUCGGCUCCAGACUUUUACUGGCGGCCAUCCUUGGGAGGCCGCUUUGUGCCUAAAAGUUCAUCAGGAUGGUGGAUCUGGGAUCCCGAACAGGUCCCAGGAGCGGUGGUCAACCAAGCGUGCCUGCGUCGCCCGACGGCCGAAGAAACUGCACGACGCCGUUGGCACAGGACGAGUACUCUGGUCUGGGACCCCGAGCGUCACGGGUACAUCCAUGCUCCUAUUGAUUGUACUACUACCCACUUUGACGAUGAAACAUGGCGGCGACUCGGGUUUUCCCGACGUCUGGACUCUCAGCAGGAUGAUCUGGCGAUCAUUGGCCAUGACGGAGAAGGCUAUCGACUGCAUCUCCCAGGACCAGAUGAUUGGUUUGAGCAGCUGCUACCAGACGUCUGCGAGGCACAGAUGGACGGUCAACCGACCUGUAAGUUGGCCGGGUAUCUUAGUAUCCUCAUAGGCCUCCUCGCCUUUGGGGUUGAGCCACAUAUGGACUGGGAGGUGAUCCACCAGUCUUUCAGACGGGACAUCUCUUCGACGCAGUUUCUGCCCCAUGAUCUGGAUCAAGGUUUGAGACACAUGAAACGCUCUAUGGUCAUCGAGAUCGGAUAUGAUCCCACCCUAGUAUCAACCGACUUGCUGAAGAGAUGGGAAGCAGGCGACUUUGGCGAGAUCUUCAGCUAA